This is a messenger RNA of Syngnathus typhle (broad-nosed pipefish), 1093 nucleotides long. It is a transcript of the gene mzt1, whose product is annotated as mitotic spindle organizing protein 1. Gene Ontology annotation, biological process: microtubule nucleation by interphase microtubule organizing center; mitotic spindle assembly; gamma-tubulin complex localization. Bases 244 to 465 code for a protein of 73 amino acids. Gene Ontology annotation, cellular component: spindle; interphase microtubule organizing center; centrosome. The record is from RefSeq and is a predicted model, not a curated record. NCBI's taxonomy places the organism in Eukaryota, Metazoa, Chordata, Actinopteri, Syngnathiformes, Syngnathidae. The transcript is spliced from 3 exons.
CUGUCGUCAUAUCCGGUUCCCCCUUCUCAACGCUAACUACAUCAGGCUAAAUAUCGGGAGAGAGUUUAUAGUUUUCAUCUAUUUUAAAGAGAAAGUUUUGUUUUAUAAUCUUCGUAAAAUGAUCGAAAAAUAUUCAAAUCAUUUAUACUCGUUUGGUUGAAUUGUUGAUAUUUUCUUUUGGAGUCUGUUUCGUACUUUGGUAGCUUCCUGCUAGCAAGUUGGGCUAACUGUUCAUUCAGGACCAUGGCAAGUGCAUCCAGUGCAAACCUGAAUGCUGUCCGGGAGACUAUGGACGUUUUACUUGAGAUCUCCAGGCUGCUCAACACUGGCUUGGAUAUGGAGUCACUCUCCAUCUGCGUGAGAUUGUGUGAGCAGGGCAUCAAUCCAGAAGCUUUGUCUUCGGUCAUCAAGGAGCUGAGGAAAGCCUCAGAGACCCUCAAGGCUCCUGAAAACUGCACAAACUAAAGAUGGAACUCACUUUGGUGUCCUAACUGGAAUGCAUUCGUUUCUUUUCCGUCUACCAUUGAAACUCCAGCCAUUUCAUCCUCUCUCGUACCUCCUGUUGCCCUUGGAUGCAGAUGUCAAUCAAGGUGAACCCCUUAAAAAUAGCACUAUCAACUAGUUAUGAAUUGCAAACGAACAUUUGCCAUCUAUGAAGAGACAUUUUUUUUAUGAUGUUUUCUUUUGAAUGUUACAAAAGUCUUUUUUUCCCCCCAUGUAUAGCCAUAUUUCGUGGACGUUCAGAUUGUGUAUAAAUGUCAAAAUCAAAAUGCAACACAGUCGAAGACCACUAGGCGGUGCUGUGACACCCUUCUUCCAAUCUUUUGAGGUUCAGUAUGUGCAAGAGAUUGCUCAUUCAGACGUCUAUUUGUUUACAAAUCAUAUUUUCACUAUUGCGCAAGAUUAAGAUUGCAGAGUUUUUGUUUUCAUUCUGUAACAUCAAUAACUAGAUGCCUUCUGUUUGUGUUACCAAAAAGCAGGUAAAGAUAUUUUAAAGUUCAGUGCAAAGAGCCUGAUGCCGAAUCCAUCCCGUAAAACAUUGUGGUAUCCGCUACUGUUGUGAUGAUUGGGCAAAAAUAAACUAGCAAUUUGA